UGGCCUCGGCCGGCCUGCCGGGCGCCGUGGUGUGGGAAUGGCUGAACGAGCACGGCCGCUGGAGGCCGUACAGCGCCGCCGUGUGCCACCACAUCGAGAAGGUGAUCCGGAGCAACGCCCGGGGCAGCGUGGUGCUGGGCCAGGUGGAUGGCAAGCUGUCCCCGUACAUCAUCGACCUGCAAUCCAUGCAUCAGUUCCGACAGGACACCGGGACCCUUCGGCCCGUCAGGCGGAACCUGUACGACCCCUCGUCCGCCCCGGGGAAGGGCAUCGUGUGGGAGUGGGAGAACGACAACGGCGCCUGGACGCCCUACGACAUGGACCUCUCGGUGACCAUCCAGAGCGCCCACGACAACCACAGCCCCUGGAUUGACCUGACCCCCGCCGGCUUCUGCUACGUGGUGGACUUUGGCGGCAUGUGCCAGAUCAACCGGCGCACCCACCGCCGCCGCAGGCUGCACUGGCGGCUGGACGCGGCCUACCCGAUCGUGGCCGGCUCGCAGCCCCAGGCCCUGGGCAAGGCGGCGACUCCGAACGACGCCAACACGCCGGGCCUGCAGCAGCUGGCCAUCGCCCAAUCCCGGGCCCUCAUCGCCUCCGGACCCAGGCCUCUGUUGUGCACUCGAGGCGGGAGUGGUGUCCCCACCGUGCCGGUGAAGAAUCUGAAUGGCACAAGCCCAGUACACCCUGCACUCGCAGGUAUAACUGGGAUCCUGAUGAGUGCGGCGGCUCUCCCUGUCUGCCUGACCCGACCUCCGAAGCUCGUUCUGCACCCGCCCCCGAUCAAUAAAAACGACAUCAAGCCCAUUCCGGGAAUCUCCCACACCUGCCGGAAAAACAGCCGGAAACUGAGCAGGAGAGGACAGUGUUCGUAUGUUUUGAGUGGGAGGAGUCCUGAAGAGGUUGUCCGCAAAUAUCUGCAGAAGGUGCGGAACCCUCCGGAAGAGGACUGCACGAUCUGCAUGGAGAGACUGAUGGCCCCCUCGGGGUAUAAGGGGACCCCCAUCCAGCCCAUUGUCAAACCUGAGUUAGUGGGAAGACUAUCCAAAUGUGGACACAGUUUCCACGUAUUGUGUCUAGUCGCCAUGUACAAUAACGGGAACAAGGAUGGAAGUCUCCAAUGUCCCACCUGCAAGACAAUAUAUGGAGUGAAGACUGGGACCCAGCCACCAGGGAAAAUGGAAUACCAUACAAUUCCUCACUCUCUCCCCGGAUAUCCUGACUCCAAAACCAUUCGCAUCAUCUACAACAUUCCCCCUGGAAUUCAGGGUCCCGAUCAUCCGAAUCCUGGAAUGAGUUUCACAGCUAGAGGAUUCCCCCGUCAUUGUUACUUACCGGACAACGAGAAAGGACGAGAGGUGCUGAGGCUGCUGCUAGUGGCCUGGGACCGGAGGUUGAUUUUCGCCAUCGGGACGUCCAGUACAACAGGGGAGUCCGACACUGUCGUCUGGAACGAGAUCCAUCACAAGACAGAAUUCGGCUCCAACCUGACCGGGCAUGGAUAUCCUGACCUCAACUACCUGGAAAAUGUGUGGGCAGAACUGAGGGCCCAGGGAAUCGCAGAUGACAAGGACUGAGGAGAGCGUCCCAAGGGACGGAGAGUUCGAGAGAGCGAGCAAGAGGGACAGGGAGUAGGAGAGAGAGAG
Molecule: messenger RNA, 1646 nt
Organism: Carcharodon carcharias (great white shark)
Lineage: Eukaryota; Metazoa; Chordata; Chondrichthyes; Lamniformes; Lamnidae
Product: E3 ubiquitin-protein ligase DTX4-like
Exons: 12
Coding region: 186-1577 (463 amino acids)
Biological process (GO): Notch signaling pathway; protein ubiquitination
Cellular component (GO): nucleoplasm
Molecular function (GO): ubiquitin protein ligase activity; zinc ion binding
Source: RefSeq, a predicted model, not a curated record